This is a messenger RNA of Zophobas morio, 2386 nucleotides long. RefSeq names its product nuclear pore complex protein Nup93-like. The transcript has 21 exons. Gene Ontology annotation, cellular component: nuclear pore. Gene Ontology annotation, molecular function: structural constituent of nuclear pore. NCBI's taxonomy places the organism in Eukaryota, Metazoa, Arthropoda, Insecta, Coleoptera, Tenebrionidae. Gene Ontology annotation, biological process: protein import into nucleus; poly(A)+ mRNA export from nucleus. The record is from RefSeq and is a predicted model, not a curated record. Bases 77 to 2386 code for a protein of 769 amino acids.
UAAUAGUGCUGCCUGCUUUCGUAGGGAAUAUUACCUGUCAGCUUUAGUUAUAUAUAUAUACUUUGCUAUUCAAAAUAUGUCACUAAGCAGCUUGAAAGCUCUAGAAAGACAGGCGAGUUCUCGAACGGCGGUCAACUUAGAUGGAAGCGAGACGGUUAUGCUGACUUUAGGUCAGUUAGCUAAAAAAUCUAGUGAUUUUAAUCAAAAUCUGCUUUUAAAGCAUAACGACACAAAUGAUAGUCAAGCUAAAAAGAUACUGGCUUUAAGUACUUAUGACUUCGCGGACCAAAUGCAACUUUUAAAGGAAAUAAAUCGAUCAUCUACUCUUGAUUCACGCUCAAGUUUCGGCAAAAGCGAUGCUUGUGGAUUUUUAGAAAAUGAGCAUGAGUUAAUAAUAUCCGCUUUAAUUGAAGAGGCGGAAGAGAAUACCUCCGCGUCAUUUUAUAAGAGCUACUGGAAAAACAUGUUUGCGGAAUGGGAUAAAAUAAAAAAGAGCAUCCGAUAUUCACACAUGUUACCUCCGAGAUCAUCAGCUUACUCCUCCGUAGACUCUUUAAAUUACGAAAAUAAAACGAGUCGGAAGAAUUUUCAGGAUACAAAAAGCCGCUAUGCGAACAUUGUUUCGAAUUAUAUUCUGCAGCUUAACCAUGAAGAUAGCACAUGUCUUUUCACCAAACUUUGCAAAGAAAAUAUAAAAGAUCCCUUCAUUGUUAGUAAAUGCUGGACUUUUCUGCAUACUUUUGCCCUCAAGAGCCGAUCCGAACACACGAGGGACCCCUUCACCUGGGCUGUUCUCUCGAAGCAAACUCUAGAAAGUUUAUUUACUGCUCCUCUUGAAGAUCUUCUUCACAAACUUCGGGACCCCGCUGAGCGGAAGUGGGUGCAGGCUUAUUAUUUGCUCCGAAGUGGCACGUGGCGGGCCACACCUCAACCCUUUUCCCACGUGGGAGAAUUUUCCACAUUGUUUAGUCGCUAUAUGGAAGAAGAAGAGCAGCGCGACUCGCGCACUAGCAACGAACCUACCCUCCUCCACUUCAGCAGAACUUUCCAAGGCUACAAAAGGGCGGUGCUCGCUGUGCUAACGCGGGAUCCCUCCUUCCAGAAUUCACAUAUACUUCAGUCAGUAGAGGACGUUGUCUGGAUGCGACUAAACGCGGUACAGCCCCCCUCGCAGCGCGCUAUUUACACUCUCGAGAGGCUGCAGGAAAAUGUUGCAAGAGAAGACGCCUUUUGGCAACACGAGGCGCCGUCGCUCCUGGACAAUCGCUCCUUCGAGAAAUGGUCUACACUGGACAAAUUCUACGUGCAGCUUCUAUGCUGCGACUUUGCUCGGGGCAUUCGUGAGCUUUCGAAGGACCACACCCACGAAGUCGAGGCUGUCCACUUUUCCAUCGCCAUGCUGACCAGCGCCCUUCUUCAGACACAGCAGCCCGCAUCUACAUUGGGUGACUGCCUGCUAUCCAAGUCUGAAGUGCAAGAGAUGGUUUCCGCGUACGCGAGACACUUUCUUAAGGACGGGGGCGAUUUUCCACAGCAAUGCAUGACAGCUCUGUUCUAUCUGGCUAUUCCCGGUUUGGACAUAUUUGAAGACCAAGUACGACAAGUGGCGACGGACUUCCACGACAGACCGCAGGCACUAAAAACUCUUCUAGGCCACCGCGAAUACUAUCGACUCCACCCCGGUUUGAUAUUGAACCCGAAUCUUGCGAUCACCUUCAACGUGCCGUCGCUUUUGGAGUCGAUAGCUCACGAGUUUAGAGGAAAGAAAAUCAAUAACCCAGUGGCCGCCGUUAUGUUGUUUGAUCUGGCCGCUCGUUACUUCGAAGAAAAGUUUCAAAGCCGUCCGAAGGCCAAAGCGUGCGAGAAUGCUGUGUGCGAAAUAUUCAUUGAACAGUUUAAGGAACUCAUGUUGCAGGACGCAGUUCUCGAAGGCGAGGAUCUCAUCCGUCUUGCCAGGGAAUACCGUGACGAGUACCAGACUAAAGCUCUUGCAAACUUCACGGGCUUCCGGCACGUCUUUACUAUUUUCACUGACAUCUACUAUCCUUUCAAACGUGCUCAUUCAGAGAACUUUUUGGCGUCCGUGGCUCCGCGAAUUCUGCAGGCUAUCAAGCAGCUGAACGUUCUUUCUUUUGACGAACAGGACCGCUAUGAAAAAGCAGCUGCUCUUUCCAAUAUAAACACUGAACUUUUAGAAGUGUACUUACGAGUACUACCGAAAAUAGCCCUGGAAACGCUGCUUUCGGCGCGCUAUGUCGGAAGAGCCACCAGGAUCAAGGAAGCGGAAUGUUUGAUCCUUUUUGUUCAGCAAUGCUGUGUCGAUCUUCGCAUGGACAUCAACUUCAGCGAACUUUUUUCUCUUCAACGAAAAAUUAACUUUGAAUAA